Messenger RNA from Seriola aureovittata, 2912 nucleotides. Its product is annotated as E3 ubiquitin/ISG15 ligase TRIM25-like. The transcript has a single exon. Gene Ontology annotation, molecular function: zinc ion binding; protein binding. NCBI's taxonomy places the organism in Eukaryota, Metazoa, Chordata, Actinopteri, Carangiformes, Carangidae. The record is from RefSeq and is a predicted model, not a curated record. The coding region runs from base 63 to 1730 and encodes 555 amino acids.
ACAGCUUCAACCCUUCACGUGAAAGUGAAACUAUUUGACUUUUCCUAUCUCUCGGAGGUGAAAUGGCGCAGCGAGGAAUUCAGAUGGACCGGGAAAAACUCUGCUGUUCCAUCUGUUUGGAUCUACUGAAGGAUCCAGUGACUAUUCCCUGUGGACACAACUACUGUAUGAGCUGUAUUAAAAGUCACUGGGAUCAAGAGGAUCAGAGGAGGAUCCACAGCUGUCCUCAGUGCAGACAGGAUUUCAUACCAAGACCUGUCCUGGUGAAAAACACCAUGUUAGCAGAGUUAGUGGAGGAACUGAAGAAGACUGGACUCCAAGCUGCUCCAGCUGAUCACUGCUAUGCCGGACCUGAAGAUGUGGCCUGUGAUUUCUGCACUGGGAGAAAGCUGAAAGCUCUCAGGUCCUGUCUGCAGUGUCUGGUCUCUUACUGUGAGCAGCACCUCCAGCCUCACUAUGAAUCCCCUGCUUUUGAAAAACAUAAACUGGUCGACGCCUCCAAGAAGCUCCAGGAGAACAUCUGCUCUCGUCAUGAUGAAGUGAUGAAGAUUUUCUGCCGCACUGAUCAGCAGUGUAUCUGUUAUCUCUGCUCCAUGGAUGAACAUAAAAGCCACGACACUGUCUCAGCUGCAGCGGAAAGGGCUGACAAGCAGGGAGAUCUCAUGCUGAAUCAGCAAAAAAUCCAGCAGAGGAUCCAGGACAGAGAGGAGGUCGUAAAGGUGCUUCAGCAGGAGGUAAAGGCUACCAAUCGCUCUGCUGAUAAAGCAGUGAAGGACUGUGAUGAGAUCUUCACUCAGCUGAUCCGUCUCAUGGAGAAAAGAAGCUCUGAUCUGAAGCAGCAGAUCAGAUCGCAGCAGAAAACUGAGGUCAGUCGAGUCAAAGCGCUUCAGGAGAAACUGCAGCAGGAGAUCACUGAGCUGAAGAGGAAAGAUGAUGAGCUGCAGCAAAUGUCACGCACAGAAGAUCACAUCCAGUUCCUACACAAUUACCCAUCGCUUUCAAAUCUCACUGACUCUCCAGACUCACCCAGCAUCAAUAUCCGUCCUCUGCGAUACUUUGAGGAUGUGAUGGCAGCUGCGUCAGAAGCCAGAGACAAACUCCAGGACAUUCUUAAAGAGGAAUGGACCAAGAUCUCACUGACUGUGGCUGAUGUGGACAUUUUACUGCCGCCAGCAGAGCCCAGGACCAGAGCUGAAUUCUUAAGAUAUUCCCAACAAAUCACACUGAAUCCAAACACGGCAAAUACACGGCUGCUAUUAUCUGAGGGGAACAGAAAAGCAACAGUGACGUUUGAAGAACAGUUUUAUUCUCCUAACCUGGAAAGAUUCAUCCACUUGUUUCAGGUCCUGAGCAGAGAGAGUCUGACCAGACCUUGUUACUGGGAGGUGGAGUGGAGUGGACGAGGAGUUUCAGUAGCAGUCACAUACAAGGACAUCAGCAGAACAGGAGAUGAAAGUUUGUUUGGAAACAAUGAUAAGUCUUGGGCUUUAGCAUGUUUCAACAAAAGUUAUGAAUUCAGACAUGACAGCAUCCGCACUGCCGUCUCAAGCCCUCGGUCCUCCAGAGUAGGAGUGUACCUGGAUCACAGAGCAGGUGUUCUGUCCUUCUACAGCGUCUCUGAAUCCAUGACUCUCCUGCACAGAGUCCAGACCACAUUCACUCAGCCUCUCUACGCUGGACUUAGGGCUCAUUACAUUGGAUCCACAGCUGAGCUGUGUGAGCUCAAGUAGACUGGAUCUAUUAAAAAGGUAAUAGGUGAGAUUCUCUUUUUACUGUUUAAUGGAUUUUGAUUCAGUUUUGUUGCUCAGCUCUCUUUGCUGUGGAGUUUUUGUGCCGGACUUUCCAGAGAUCACCUGCCCAUCAGGUGACUUUGAUGUCUUCUUCUUCAAGUUUCUAUUGAUGCAUUGUGCUGCUGUAUUCUUUGUCUUUUUAGCCAUUUUAAAAUUCCUCUCCAGACAUGUUUUAAACUAUGUUAAAUACUCUGCUAUGAUUAAUAUUUUGUUGAACAUGGUUUUCACACAUAAAAAGUGGAAAACAAAAAAGGAGAACUGGGGCAGAAGCACAUCUACUCUUACUUCCUCAUAGAGAAAUUCUGGAUCAGGCCUUGUGACCCGCCCCCCGACUACUGCUAGGUUGGCAGGUGGAAAAUAAGAGAGUAUCAAUAUGAUUAGAGGAGGAAACAUCAGAGAUACUCCGCCACAUGUUUGAGCGUCAGUCAGACCCAGACUCAGGAGGUUGUUGCGAACUAAAUUCAGUGAUUACCGGACAUAUCAGAACGGUUAGCGUAGUUAGCAUCUUUUAUUAGUUUAUGUUGUUUGUUAGCUUGUAACUGGCAAUGGCUGACACAGUGUUAGAGAUUGUGCUAAUGCUAACUCUCUCGCUCUCCGUACUGACAAGGUUUCAGGUUAUCUAGCCCCGCCCCCUGCCCCCACGAGUUGACAGGAUUGGUUCCUUAGGUUUGUGACGUAUGAAACCCUGGCUGUCUGAAUCUGUUUUUAUGAGACUGUCAUUGAUUCACUGCAGGUCUAGGCGGAAACACUCAGUCAUGGUGUUGAUGAUUAUUUCACUCAUCAUAUGUCUGUAUUAUAUAAAAACUUCAUAUGGAUGUUAACAAGGUUCAAACUUGAUUUGCAUUGUAGUGGUCAUUAACUAUAUGUUUGUCUUCUGUUAUUAUAUCUCAGAGAUCUUUGUUUUGUUUUUCAAGAAAGAAAAUGUAUUAAAGUGAUGAACACAAUACAGUAAUCUUAAAAAAAUCAAGUGAUCAAUUCAAAUAGAUGAAGAGAAUAAUGUAACAAUGGAACCUGUAAUCUGUUGUUUGGUCUGUGUACGUCUUAUAUUUGUUCUUUCUGUUUAGUUUCCAGGAUUUAUCGAGUGGAUAUGUAAACAAUGUCAAUCAAUAAACCAUUUUUCCA